Messenger RNA from Cadophora gregata, 687 nucleotides. RefSeq lists its product as uncharacterized. NCBI's taxonomy places the organism in Eukaryota, Fungi, Ascomycota, Leotiomycetes, Helotiales, Ploettnerulaceae. The coding region runs from base 1 to 687 and encodes 228 amino acids. The record is from RefSeq and is a predicted model, not a curated record. The transcript has a single exon.
AUGUCCCGAUAUACAAACAUAUCGGUCGACUUGAGUAAGCUCAGCUCCGGUUCCUCAAAAGCCACAAUCACUAGUCUUAGAACCAUUCCGGUUCUAUCAUUUAGCCAAUCUGAAGACAAGGAGUGGAAACUAGUCGACAUAGAUCACGUCCCGCAAGUUCGAAUUCCAGCCGUCCCCAGAGGGGCAUCUGCUGUAAGCGAAAGUGGGCCUGAGAAGGGUGAGGAAACUCAGCCAGAAGCUAUCGGGUCCCCGACAGCAGCAGUUGCUUCCUCCGAAGGUCUUUCACCAACAGCCCCAAUGUUUGUCCCAGCUGCUAGUCAGAAUCCACCUGUGACCGCUGCAGUCCCAAGAGUCGUUCGCUCGAAUAGCCUUUCACCCACAGCUCCGGUGUUUGUCCCAUCCCCUUCCAGAUCCAGCCCAGCCGCAAUCCCAGCUCCAGCUAUCAUCUCCAGCACCCUCUCAGCAACAGCCCCAGUCUUCAUAACCAACUCCGGCGCUCCAAACUCAAUUCCAUAUCUUCUCUCAGUUACGGAGACCAACGAAAUGAUAAUCCGCCGCGAGAGAUGUCUCAGCGAGAUCAUGGAGCAGAUGGAUUUGGCGGGGCUAGCAAGGCAGGCUGAGAUGGAUGAGAGGGGGAGGUGGUUGGUUGAUGCUGCUGUUGGCACUGGCCCUGGGGCUGGUGAGUAG